CUCUUUUCUUUUUCCGAAGGGAUACUAAAACCCUACUCUCUUCCCCAUUUUCCCCAGCUUCAGCACUAGACAACAUGGCUUCCAUCUUCAAGAACCCAAGACUGGCAAUCCCCAAAUCAUUCUUCUCCACUCAAACUCAAAAGCUAAACCCUCCGUUUCCUUCUUUCAAAGCCGCGAAAUCUGCCAUCAUAUCGGAAAAAAACCCUGAAAAGCUAGCGGAAAUCUUCCAACAGUCUUCGCAUUUGCCCACUUUCCUCCGCCACCGCCCCAUCUACCACCUCUCCAUCCGCAAGCUAGCUCGUGCCAACCGCCUCGACCUCGUGGACCGCGUUCUCCAAGCCCAAAAGCUCCAUUCUCAAAAUGCCCCUGCCCUCAAGUCUGAAGGGUUUUGGAUCCGUCUCAUUAUGCUUUACUCAAAUGCAGGGAUGGUCCCGCAAGCGCUACAAACCCUCGAAGAUUUGUGUCAAAACAGGUAUUCUAAUGUAUCAGAAAAAUCCCUUUGUGCUAUCCUUACUGUUUAUCUAAACAAUGGGAUGUUUGAGCAAAUUUACGAUUGCUUUAAGACAAUUCCUGAAAAGCUUGGCGUUAAGCCCGGUGUUGUAUCGCAUAACUUGAUUGUUAAAGCGUUUGUGAAAGAGAAUAAGCUUGAAUCCGCACUCGAAUGGGUUGAGAAAAUGGAUGUGAGUCCUAACAUUGAUACUUAUAAUAUAUUGUUAGGUGGUUAUUUGAAGAAUGGGGAUGAGAAUGGAUUUGAUGGGGCUAUGAAAGAAGUUUCUAGGAAAGGUUUAGAGGGCAAUUUGACUACUUAUAAUCAUAGGAUUUCGAGGUUGUGUAAGAGUAAGGAAUGUGCUAGGGCUAAGAAGUUGUUGGAUGAGAUGGUUUCGAAAGGGAAGAAGCCGAAUUCUGCUAGUUACAAUACUAUUAUUGAUGGAUUUUGUAGGAUAGGGGAUUUGGAAUCGGCUAGGCAGGUUUUGGACAAGAUGCUGAGUGAUGGGUAUGUUUUGCCGUGUUCAUUUACUUAUUAUACUUUGCUUAGGAGCAUGGUGAAGGAAGGAGAGUUUGAUUUGGCUUUGGAAAUGAGUAUGGAAACUAUAAAGAGGAAGUGGGUUCCUCCAUUUGAGGCAAUGGAAGGUCUGGUUAAAGGGUUGGUGGAAAGGUCAAGAUCAGAGGAGGCUAAGCAAGUUGUUGAAAAGAUGAAAAAGAGGCUUAAAGGGGAUGCCCUAGAGUCAUGGGGCAAAAUUGAAGCUACUCUUCCUUUAUAGAAGCCAUGGAAGGUCUGGUUAAAAGUGUUGGUGGUGGAAAUGUCAAGGUCAGAAGGGGUAAAACAAGUUAAGAAAUUGAUAAGAGGCUAAGAGGGAAUGUGCACAGAGCUGUUCUUCCUCCAUUGGACUGUGGAGAUCAAUUCAGUCCUCACAAGAUAUGAUCAUUUUUGGAUCAGUGUUCUGAUUGUAGCCGUUUACUUUGCUUAGCCAGUGAUGAGGUUGCAAUUUUGAGCGACUAUGGAUGAUUGCUAAGAAAUAGUAACCAUUGGAAAUUUUGGCUUGGACUUGCUCCUUCUAGCUUUUUCGUUUUUGCUUCUUUUGUGUAUUUGAAUUUUGAAAGGCUGAGAAAGGUAUUCUCUUUUUGGGUACAUAAAAUGUUCACCUCUGCUUCUUAAAAGGGAAAAGAGUCCGGCUCUGCAUUGCACCUAAUAAUAACUUUCCAUUGUAAAUCAUUAGAUUCAUCUGUGAUUUCUUUUGCAAAUCAAAUUUCACGGUUGGAACAUCAUAUGAAAUUGUAGUAUUCAUUGAAUUUUAAGUUGUUGAGGAAGGGUGCUUUAGCUAACAGCAUCCGUGGGUGUGUGCGUGUGUGUAAUAACUUUUCGCAAUGAUUAAAUAAUCUGAAACUGGAUUCAGGAAACGGGCAAAGAAAAUUGGCCAUUAUGCCCUAAAUAGAUUGUUACAUGCAACCAACUGACCAUCAAAUUUAACUUUCCCCUGAAUCUUAGAGACGUUUGUUAGUAAAAAUUUGGAAAUACAAUCAACAGAAAAAAAAAAAA
Messenger RNA from Theobroma umbraticum, 2038 nucleotides. RefSeq lists its product as uncharacterized. Gene Ontology annotation, molecular function: protein binding; mRNA binding. Gene Ontology annotation, cellular component: mitochondrion. Gene Ontology annotation, biological process: RNA processing; mitochondrion organization. Lineage: Eukaryota; Viridiplantae; Streptophyta; Magnoliopsida; Malvales; Malvaceae. The record is from RefSeq and is a predicted model, not a curated record.